Molecule: messenger RNA, 2970 nt
Organism: Hippocampus comes (tiger tail seahorse)
Lineage: Eukaryota; Metazoa; Chordata; Actinopteri; Syngnathiformes; Syngnathidae
Gene: rngtt
Product: RNA guanylyltransferase and 5'-phosphatase
Exons: 16
Coding region: 864-2669 (601 amino acids)
Biological process (GO): protein dephosphorylation; 7-methylguanosine mRNA capping
Molecular function (GO): ATP binding; mRNA guanylyltransferase activity; mRNA 5'-triphosphate monophosphatase activity
Source: RefSeq, a predicted model, not a curated record
UAAAUAUUUUGGUUGUAGUCCAUGUUCAUGUUCAAUUUUAUGAACAGAGCUUUGUUACAACUGCAGUUGUUGAAGUUCCUGUAUAAAUAUUGAGAAAGUAGGUGCAGUAGUUAAGGCACGUUAUAUCGUUCAGAAGGUUUACAAGCAGGGGGCAGCAUCACAGAGGAUGUAAAAAAAAAAAAAUUCAAGACACGAUGACGCCUUGAUUUUUCCUCGAAAGUCGCUCGGUGAUGGAAACAUUUGUUUUCAGUAAUGUGCUUUAACAUUUUUAACCUAAUUUACCAAAUAGUUCCGAAAAUAAUAUCAGAAAACGGCCAAUACUUCUUCAUCCAUGAUGACUAUUUUUAUUGCUCCACAAAAACAUAUUUUCAUAGAAAUACAAAUAGUUACGCUUAACUGUAAAGGCAAUAAAGAUAAACGGACACUCAUCCAAAUAAAUACCGUGCUGAUAUUAUCAUAGACAAGAUGAGAUGAUCAAAGAAUUGGGAAAGUUAAACUUCCGAGUGAGACACGAACGCAACACAGGCACCCUAAUGGAGCGUGAAUGAGAAGCCGAGCUUGUUUAUUUAGCUGAUCCAGCUACCAUGCUUAUAGUCGUGCGGACGCUAUGUUUGCCAAAUUGAUACCAAUUAAGACCUUAGACAAACUGGUGCAACGUAAAACUAAAUGCCCUGUGUUCGUAAUUUUGAACGAUAUUCCUAAAUGAGCUCAACUGGCUGCAAAGAAGAAGAGGCCUUUGAAUCCGCGGUGUUUGGGUGAGCCACAACCCUGGGAUUAGGGUGAUAUCAACGUGCAGACGCGUUGGAUCAUUGUGUAGCCUGAGAGACCAGCUUGUCCGUUACACCUACGGUCGCGGGCUAACCAUGUCACACACGGGACCCCCUCCCCGAUGGCGGAAUUGUCCCAAGAGAGGACAACCAGUGGCGGGUAAAUUCCUGCCUAUGAAAACUAUGCUGGGUCCCAGAUAUGAUGACCAAGUUGCGGAGGAGAACCGAUUUUACCCAAACAUGCUGUCUAACUACUUGAAGAGUUUAAAUGUGAAAAUGGGUUUACUUGUGGAUUUGACAAACACGACUCGCUUUUACGACCGCAAUGACAUAGAAAAGGAAGGGAUCAAAUAUGUUAAGCUACAGUGUAAAGGUCAUGGAGAAUGUCCUUCUAAGGAGACGACUGCUAUGUUCAUCCGAUUCUGUGAACACUUCAUGGAGAAAAAUUCUGCAGACCUAAUAGGUGUUCACUGCACGCAUGGGUUCAAUCGGACAGGCUUUUUGAUAUGUGCUUACCUGGUGGAGAAGAUGGACUGGAGCGUGGAAGCAGCCGUAGCAGCUUUUGCCCAAGCCCGGGCCCCUGGGAUCUACAAGGGCGACUACCUCAAAGAGCUUUUCCGUCGCUAUGGGGAUGAGGAGGAUGCGCCUGCUGCCCCCACGCUGCCAGAGUGGUGCUUUGAGGAUGACGGUGGAGAAGUGGACGAUGAUGGCAACGCAGUUAACCAGGAGUCCGGGCCCAGCUCGUCCGGGUCAACGCUUGGCAAGCGAAAGAAAGAGAAGCUCAAAUUGGGGGCAGUCUUCCUCGAAGGUGUCACGGUGAAAGGUGUCACACAGGUCACCACGCAGCCCAAACUUGGCGAGGUCCAAAGAAUGUGUCAGGAGAUGGCCGAGUGGAACAAGUCUGGUUUUCCUGGUGCUCAGCCUGUAUCAAUGGAUCGACAAAACCUUUGUUUCCUGGAGCAGCACCCCUACAAAGUCAGCUGGAAAGCUGAUGGGACACGGUACAUGAUGGUGAUCAAUGGGAAACAUGAAGUAUUCAUGAUUGACAGAGACAACACGGUCUUCCACAUAGCCAAUUUAGAGUUUCCUUUCCGGAAAGAUCCACGCGUCCAUCUAGCAAAUACUCUUUUGGACGGGGAGAUGAUCAUUGACAAGGUGAAUGGCCAGCCUGUCCCCCGCUACCUGAUAUAUGACAUCAUCAAGUUCAAUGGACAACCCGUGGGCCAGUGUGAUUUCAAUAUCCGAUUGUUAUGCAUCGAAAAAGAGAUCAUUUCUCCGCGGAUGGAAAAGAUGAAGACCGGACAGAUUGACAAAACCAGGGAGCCCUUCAGUGUCCGAAAUAAGCCGUUCUUCGAUAUUCAGGCAUCACGCAAGCUCUUGGAAGGCAGUUUUACGUCCCAGGUCAGCCACGAAGUUGAUGGCCUCAUCUUCCAGCCAUGUGGGAGAUACAAGCCCGGAAGGUGCGAUGACAUCCUGAAGUGGAAGCCCCCAAACCUCAAUUCGGUGGACUUUCGCCUCAAGAUUACAAAAGUCGGAGGCGAAGGGCUGCUGCCUCAGACGGUCGGCUUGCUUUACGUCGGCAACUACGAGAGGCCCUUUGCAAAGAUGAAGGCCACGAAAGAGCUGAAACUUUACGACAACAAGAUCAUCGAGUGCACCUUCGACAACAACAGCUGGGUGUUCAUGAGGCAGAGGAUAGACAAGAGCUUCCCAAACUCCUACGACACAGCCAUGGCGGUAUGUAAAAGCAUCCAGGAACCCGUCACCAAGAAAAUCCUGUUGGAGUAUGUGGACCGUUGUCCUCAAGCAGUCCAAGCCCAGACCCGCAAACACCAAACAGACCCGGACUCUGAGCUAAUGCCCCCUCCCCCUCCGAAGAGACCGAACCGAUCCAUCCAAUAGACUCGAGUCGAGCACCCUGGGCCACUCCGGACUUUUCUACAGCCGCUGUCCAUUCUUAGCACCAGCCAUCUCUGCCUGAUGGAAAGUGAUAUUUUGAGGCGUCCAUAUCCACCCAGCAACCUGUCCACAUUUAAUUUACCUAGUUAUAUUGUUUGUAGCUUUAAUUGCUGGUGUCUUAUUCAAAUAAACAGAAAAAAAAGAGUCUGAGCUAUUUGAGUCGGUGGUCGCGUAUUUGUAUUUACAGAUGUAAACAUCACCAUCAUCAGCAACUCUUCAUAACCGGUUGAAUUUUAAAAUCAAU